This is a messenger RNA of Cyphellophora attinorum, 1626 nucleotides long. Its product is annotated as putative proline-specific permease put4. The record is from RefSeq and is a predicted model, not a curated record. Gene Ontology annotation, cellular component: membrane. Bases 1 to 1626 code for a protein of 541 amino acids. Gene Ontology annotation, biological process: amino acid transmembrane transport. The transcript has 11 exons. Gene Ontology annotation, molecular function: amino acid transmembrane transporter activity. NCBI's taxonomy places the organism in Eukaryota, Fungi, Ascomycota, Eurotiomycetes, Chaetothyriales, Cyphellophoraceae.
AUGGCUGAGAAGGAGUAUCCUCACGAGCCGGCGCGUGAGUUGGCAGACGAAGGUGUUGCGAACGGAGAGAUUGCGCGAGUGGCUAUCGAAGACAAAUAUGGCCAUCUUCGAAGCCGUCACAUCCAAUUCAUUGCACUGGGCGGCGCGAUCGGAACCAGCCUUUUUCUUGGCAUCGGCUCUUCUCUCGCCAAAGCUGGGCCUCUGAGCUUGUUGCUGGGGUUCUCGAUCACCGGCCUUGCUGUCUACGGCAUGAUGGUCACGCUCGGUGAGAUGACGACUUGGCUCCCAGUUCCCGGCGCUAUACCUCAGUUCUGCUCUCGCUUCGUGGACGACUCCCUCGGCUUCGCAGUAGGCUGGAAUAACUGGUACUUUUGUGCAAUUGUGGUCUGUCUGGACAUCAGCGCUGCGUCUGUAGUGAUCGACUACUGGCCUGGAGCUAGGUCUGUAUCUCCUGCUGUUUGGAUCACGAUCAUUAUACUGGUCAUCCUAUUCCUGAAUGUUUUCGCCGUCUCAAUCUACGGCGAAGCAGAGUUCUGGUUCGCCUCCAUCAAGCUGAUUACCAUCCUUGGCCUCUUGAUCCUGUCCGUCGUGAUCAUUCUGGAUGGCGGGCCGAGCGGCGAUCGCUUGGGCUUCAGGUACUGGAACGACCCUGGUGCAAUGAAAGAGCUUUCGCCAGCAAGCGGGGCCACGGGUCGGUUUCUGGCCUUCUUCUCUACCCUCAUCUACGCCGCGUUCACCUAUGCCGGUGUUGAGAUGGUGGCUGCCGCUGGAGGCGAAGCCGAAGAUCCCAGACGAAACGUGCCCAAAGCCGUGCGGAGGGUCGUCUAUCGCAUCUUGCUUUUCUACGUGCUGGGCACUCUAGCUAUAGGCUGCAUGGUCGCUUCUAACGAUCCCAACCUGUUUGGUGGAACAGGUGCAGCCAGGUCACCGUGGGUCAUCGGGAUCACCAAGGCUGGCAUCAGCGUACUGCCUGACAUCAUCAACGCUGUGAUCUUGGCAUCGGCAACAUCAUCUGUCAAUGCCUUUCUGUAUACGGGAAGUCGCUACCUGUACGCGCUCGCCUCGGACGGUCAAGCACCGAAGGUGCUGUUGAAGUGUACCAAGACUGGUGUCCCCAUCUACUGCGUACUGGUGACGAGUUCGAUAUCUCUUCUCACCUACAUGACGGUCUCGGUCGCUGGGACUACCGUCUUCCUCUGGUUCGCAAACCUAGUCACAGUCGCCAGCAUGUUGACCUGGAUUUCGAUCUGUGCAGCAUUCAUCCGUUUCCGCGAAGCACAGAAGGUUCAAGGCCUUACCGACCAAAACCCAUGGUUCAGGGGUCCUCUCCAGCCAUACACGGCGUGGGCAACGAUGAUAUUCUUCUCGGUUCUGACAGUCUUCAAUGGCUUUGAGGUGUUUCUGGAGGGUCAUUGGAACAUCAGCGACUUCCUGGUUGCGUAUAUUGGGAUACCCAUUUUCGGCUUUCUGGUCUUGUUCUGGAAGUUCGUUAAGCGCACCAAGAUCCACUCGCUCGCCACCAUGGAUUUGAUGGGUGGCAGAGCAGAGAUAGAUGCUCUGGAGGGUACUUGGGACAAGCCAGUCCCGAAGAAUUUUGCUCAGAAGGUCUGGUUUUGGCUGGUAUGA